Micropterus dolomieu (smallmouth bass) is the source of this 1360-nucleotide messenger RNA. It is a transcript of the gene marchf4b, whose product is annotated as membrane associated ring-CH-type finger 4. Lineage: Eukaryota; Metazoa; Chordata; Actinopteri; Centrarchiformes; Centrarchidae. Gene Ontology annotation, biological process: protein ubiquitination. Bases 1 to 1197 code for a protein of 398 amino acids. Gene Ontology annotation, molecular function: zinc ion binding; ubiquitin-protein transferase activity. The record is from RefSeq and is a predicted model, not a curated record. The transcript is spliced from 4 exons.
AUGCUGCGCAGCCAGGGCAUGCUGAAGAGCCGCUGUUGCGUCCUGCUCGGUGACCUGAGGGUGCUCCUGCUCGGGCCACCAGCACCGCCGACACCGCUGCCUCCGCUGACCUCCAUGAGCGGCCAAACUACGGAAAGCCAUGAAGUAAGCGUCACCGUCCCCGACAACAACAACACGUUGACUCGGAGCCACCAGCACGCAGGAGACCGGGUUACCCCACCUGCAGCAGGAGCCACCGGGCCACCGGGCGGAGAGCGACCGGGCUGGGUUGAUGCUGCAGAGCUGUCGGCGGCCCUGCGCGGCUGCAGCAGCUCCUCUGAUGACUGCUCAAAGGGCAAACUCGAGGAGAGGUUUUCCCUCACCAGCUACACGGAAAGUGGCUUCAGGACGCCUGUGUGCAGGAUCUGCUUUCAGGGGCCAGAACAUGGGGAGCUCCUGAGCCCAUGUCGGUGCUGUGGGUCAGUACGCUGCACCCACCAGCCCUGCCUCAUCAAAUGGAUCAGCGAGAGAGGGUCCUGGGCCUGUGAGCUCUGCUACUACAAAUAUCAGGUCAUUGCCAUCAGCACAAAGAACCCACUACAGUGGCAGGCCAUCUCCCUGACGGUGAUAGAGAAAGUGCAGAUAGCAGCAGCCAUCUUGGGCUCCCUGUUCCUGAUGGCCAGUAUCUCCUGGCUGGUGUGGUCGUCUUUCAGCCCGUCAGCCCGCUGGCAGCGACAAGAUCUGCUUUUCCAGAUCUGCUACGGCAUGUACGGCUUUAUGGAUGUUGUCUGCAUCGCACUAAUUGUCCACGAAGGACCUUCUGUGUUUCGUAUCUUCCACCGCUGGCAGGCCGUGAACCAGCAGUGGAAAGUCCUGAACUAUGAUAAGUCUAUGGACAGCGAUGAUCUGAAGAACACCACUGUGGACAGGACUCUGUCUCAGCCCAGCCCGGGCUUUCAGACUGGGGUAGGAGUGUCCACUUCCACCUCCUCGCUGAUGAUGGUGGCCUCCACAGCAGCUGGCUCCACCUCUACAACCAUGGUGGCGGCCUCAGGAGGACUGGGUGCACACGUGGACCCCAACAGUGGCAGCGCAGUGCCAGACCAACACUGUCCCUACAACAUCCUCCACCUCCUCAGCCACCUGAGGCAGCCGGAGGCCCGCAGCCAACCCAGCAAUAGCACAAGAGAGCUGGUCAUGAGAGUCACUACAGUCUGAGGAGUCAGUUGAGGCCUUAUCUCACAUGGAGGUGAAAGAUUCAGCUGACAGUUGAAAAAAAAGUCUUCUCUUAACUGCACUGGAUUAAUACCAUGUUCUUGUUUGUUUCAAAAUGCGUCUCUGAUGUCCUUACAUGGAUUGAAUAAAAGUCAAAGUUGUUUGA